CACUCUCAUGGAUUCUCAUCACCACCUACCUAGACCAGUGUACCCAUCGAAUCGGGUGGGUCGGGUCGUCCAUCGUCCAUCGUCAGCCACCACUUGGUCAAUCGUCAAUCCACUCACCAAACACCGCCAAAUCGCUCCCACAUGAUAAACGUUGCCCAUGAUGCUGCCGAGGUCAACCUUUGUGGGUUCCUUACCCGACGUCCAAACACAGCCACCGGCCCAGACCAAGGCCAAGACUGCGAUCCGAUUGUCCUCCUCGCCUAGACGGGAAUCCUACCGAACGCCGCCCUUCGUCGACUCGGCUUCGCUGCCAGAAUCCAUUCCUCUAUGGUCUGGCCUGUGCACACUGCCCGAUGCUAGGCGAGCCGUCCACACGGGAACGGACGUCACCUCGAGGCGCCAAUGUUCGUUCCCUCAACCCUCCAUUGUCGACACCCGCCGCCAUGCUCUGUUCCUCGUCGACCUUCAGACUACAACCAGGCUGCACCCUCUUCUGGGCGGCAAUAAUAAUAAUCACAACAAUAACACUUCAGGUCCGAGGCAACGAAACCACAGCUCAGGGUCCAUGGCCCUCGCUCUCGGAGCAUCUGGCUUCUUUGUGAUUCUAUUUCCGUACCACCUCACAUCGUGCCCCUCCAACCAGCCUCGUUUCUUCAUCGUCGUCGGGGGGUUGACUCAGUCGCUCUCCAUCUCGAGGCUUGGGAGCAACGUGUGCAGAGCCGCCCAUCCCCUGGAUUAUAUUAAUCAAAAUUAAUACAGCGGCUUGAGCCACGGAAGCUGAACGGGGUUGCGACCCGUGUCUUCUUGCAACUUCUUCCCCAGCAGCGUCGCAAUGAACCGCGCCGCCCAGACACACCCCGCAGCUUGACGACCGCGCCAAGAGGUUC
Colletotrichum navitas is the source of this 887-nucleotide messenger RNA. RefSeq lists its product as uncharacterized. The coding region runs from base 158 to 754 and encodes 198 amino acids. Lineage: Eukaryota; Fungi; Ascomycota; Sordariomycetes; Glomerellales; Glomerellaceae. The transcript is spliced from 2 exons. The record is from RefSeq and is a predicted model, not a curated record.